Culex pipiens pallens (northern house mosquito) is the source of this 612-nucleotide messenger RNA. RefSeq lists its product as uncharacterized. Bases 1 to 612 code for a protein of 203 amino acids. Lineage: Eukaryota; Metazoa; Arthropoda; Insecta; Diptera; Culicidae. The record is from RefSeq and is a predicted model, not a curated record. The transcript has 2 exons.
AUGUCGAAAUAUCGCCGCAAUGCCGUCGUGCUCGAUUUCAACGUCAUGCCAGUUAGACCAGAUAUCGAAACGGUAUCGAAAUUCAUCGCCAAAGGCCUUACACUGGAUCUGAAACGGACUAAAAAUCUUCAGUUCAAUAAUUCACGAAACCACGUCAUCAUCGAGCUAGGAUCGCCGGAGGAAGCUUCGGAACUAGCUGACCAGCACAAUCUCAAACAUAACCUAAGAUGGAGUGGCCGAAACUUCGCGAUUCCCAUCUUUGUGGAAGACAACGCGAUUCAGGUUCGAGUCCACGAUUUACCGCCGCACAUGCCUAACGAUCUAAUCACAUCUCACCUCGAGGCCUACGGAGAGGUCCGUUCCAUUCGGAACGAGGUCUGGCGGGAUUAUUUUCCCGGGAUCCCAAAUGGAGUUCGAGCUGUUCGUAUGGUCCUGUCGAAGCCAAUUCCGUCCUUCAUCCAGGUGGAGUCGGACUUGGCUUAUGGCUACGAUUACAGCAACAACAACAGCAACAACAACAACAUCACAACCACCAGCACAACCACAACCAGCACCAACACCAUCAGCGACAACCGUAGAAACAGAAAUAGCACCAGAAAGAACACCACCUAA